AGAUGACCAUCAACACUCUGGCUAAAGGAGGGUGGCAUCGCGAACAAAUGACAUGCUUUCAAAAGAUGGAGAAAGUGAUAGUAGCCAUGCAGGAUCCUGACAUGGGCAUGAAGAUGAGGAACCAAAGGCUUCUAAUCACUGUUAUACCACACGCCAUGACAGGCAGAGAUAUCAUUGACUGGUUGAUGCAGAAGUACACCAUCAAUGAAGAAGAAUCUUUGCAUCUCGGUGGCAUGCUUGUCAAAUAUGGGUAUAUUUAUCCUCUGAAGGAGCCCAGGUGUCUAGUGCUCAGGCCCGAUGAGUCACCCUACCGCUUCCAGACACCCUAUUUCUGGACGAGCACUCGGUGGCCAGCCUCAGAACUGGACUAUGCUAUAUUUCUAGCCAAAAAGAACAUACGAAAGCAAGGUGAACUUAUGGAGUAUGAGAAGGAGAGAUACAGCAUAUUGCACAAACGCAUUAAUCAUACCUGGGACUUUGUUGUGAUGCAAGCAAGAGAACAACUCAGGGCUUCCAAACAGCGCCGCAAGGCCGAUCGAAUUGUUCUUGAAUGUCAAGAGCAGGCUUACUGGCUCAUUAACAGACCACCGCCUGGAGCACCUUAUGCACUGGACAUGGGCCUGGAGAGACCAAGCAGCUUCAGCACAAGAGUUAAACUGAACAGUGACUACUACAAAAGAGAGAUAGAAAACUGCAGAAGAGCCCUGGGCCGCAACCGUGUCAAGUCCUCCAUCUGUCUCGAGGGGUUUGUGAAGUACAGUGAGCAGUACCAAAACCACGAUCCCAUUAUGCAAGGCUGUCUGCCCAGUAACCCCUGGAUCUCUGACGACACAGCUCUAUGGACCAUGAAUGCAGAAUCGGUCCCUGUCCCCACACGUCUUCGAGUGGAGCGGUGGAGCUUCAGUUUUAUGGAGCUGCUCAAUGAUCCAAUGGGACGGCGAGAGUUCAUGACGUACCUGGAGAAGGAGUUUAGUGCUGAGAACCUGUGUUUCUGGCAAGCUUGUGAGGAAAUUAGGCAUGGUGAAACCUCCAGGAUAGUUGAGAAGGUGGAAGAAGUCUAUAAAAAUUUCCUGGCACCUGGAGCAUCUCGCUGGGUCAACAUCGACAGUAAAACGAUGGACAACACUUUAGAAGGAAUCAAACACCCACACCGAUUUGUCAUGGACGACGCACAGAUGCACAUCUACUUUCUGAUGAAGAAGGACUCAUACCCAAGAUAUCUCAAAUCUGACCUUUAUAAAAACAUGCUGGCUAAGGCUUUACUGCCUCAGGAGACAAAGAAAAGUGUGUUUCCAUUCAUGAGGCGUCAGCGACACUCUAGCCCUUCCCCGGCUCAGGCUGCCUCUCACUUUGCAGAAGACAGCCGCUCCAGAGGGGCUACGUCUGCAGGUAACUGAGCACGCAGACCUGGACCAAAAACUCACCACUUUCAUCAAGUCGCCAAGCGCUCAGCAUCAACUAGUAACAUAUCACCAAAUACAGGGUUUAAGCACAGAACCAUUGUAAUACAACACAUGCUACAGCUCACUUUUAUUUAUUCAUACUCAUCUGCAUCUUCAUCUAUAAAGCUAAUUUACAGCCAUGUUACAAACCCCCAAAGAAUUGUACAAAUUGUAUUUA
Molecule: messenger RNA, 1620 nt
Organism: Periophthalmus magnuspinnatus
Lineage: Eukaryota; Metazoa; Chordata; Actinopteri; Gobiiformes; Gobiidae
Gene: rgs11
Product: regulator of G protein signaling 11
Exons: 17
Coding region: 3-1397 (464 amino acids)
Biological process (GO): G protein-coupled receptor signaling pathway; intracellular signal transduction; regulation of G protein-coupled receptor signaling pathway
Source: RefSeq, a predicted model, not a curated record